UCGGUAUGCCACUGGCUGUCCCUUCUCAAGAUGAUCUCACAGCGAGAGGAUUGUUUGAUUUUGAAAUUGAUGCCCCUCCCGACUAUUACGAUGGACCAAGUCUGAUCUCUGGUCGAGCUAUAUUCAGACCGACUCGAGCUUUUCCCUUGGCGAGCUUUGUCACUUCGCCCCCGACGUCUAUCACGCCCGAAAGCAUCCAUGGUCGAAAUGUCAGAGUCAGAUGGUUACAAAGGAGUGAAUGGGUUCAAGCGGCCAUCGUUGAACGACAAUUUCGGAGACUCGCUCAGACAACCGCUAUAGAUUGUCAAACGCUUGCUCGAAGCGGGGACAAUGUCUCGAAUUCAAGUCAAGGCACUGAAAUGGCCUCCUCCAACGAUGCGACAACCACCGAUACAGAUUUUGACCUUUGUCUGAAACUCCCUCAUAUAGUCGGAUUGGACACCGCCGUUCUGGCCUUUUGGGAAGAUAUCGAUGCAUUGUGGCUCGUGACAGAGGAAGACAAGCGACAAGAACCUGUAGAUACUUUGUUGCAGUAUUGGGAAGGGAUAUUCACGUUGCAUGACAGGGAUCCACUGUUGAGUUACAGUAAAGCGACCUUGUUGUUGGCCCAGCUGGCUCUAUCGUUCAAGGCAUUCAAUGAUCUCAAUCUAUCGCUUAUGGCCCGUCGACCGCGGGAUUUCGCCGUCCGUCCAGCACCUCAGCACUCUGUGGUCGUCCUUGACCUCUCAAACGUCUAUCCUCUGGCAGGUUUCGACCCAAUCAAGGCCCUAGCCAAUACCCCAGUCAGCGAUCAUCCACUCUUUCGACGUGACUACAUCUCCAAUCGUCCGCUAGGCGCCGAGUACGUCCAUCGUAACCUACGCUACUUGAGUCCGGAAGCUGUCAGCCAGAAACUCGCACUCGCCUCCAAUGACGUGUUCACAUUCGGUGCUGUCGCAUACGAAUUACUUGCCGGGCAUCCAUUCGGUCAUCAGUACGAUGACAAUGAUGUCGAUUUGCUCCAAGAUGUUCAUGCUCAUCUGACGUGGGAGGGACAACGACUGCCAAGUCAUCCGUCGUCAUUGGGUGAAGAUUUGCCCUCGUCGUCGUCGUCAUCACCAUCUUCGUCAUCAUUAUCGCCACCACCACCAUCGUCAUCAUCGCCACCCGACUCAUCCGCCCGAAACAAAGCCGAACCUGCCAUUCGGACGUUGUAUGCUAUCAUCUCCCGUUGUCUUUCACGGACUUUCUCCGAGCGCUAUGCCUCGCUCGAUUCGGUGGCGCACGAUCUCGGUACACUGGCUCGGACGUGCAUGUUGGAGAAUUGGCGAGAUAUCCAUGUCGCCGCUGCCGAUGCUCAAAGCAGAUUUUCAUUGCCUCGAGAGCCCGUUGGAUUCGCUCACCAUCUCGAAGCGUUAGCAACCUGUUUCCAGCAAAGAGACUCGACGCUCUCUGUCAAUGUGCUGGGUGCCAGCGGCAGUGGCAAGACUCGACUGGUCUCGCAUUGGGUUAAACGUCUCCGUCACGAUGGACAAGCUAGAAUCGCUUAUGCCAAGGUGGAUGAACAGAUCCAACCUCCAGCUACCACAUUCACUCAAAUUUUCGACACUCUCGUCACCCAAGUCAUGACGGACGCACAGGCAGAACCUCAUGUUUGGCCACAACGCAUACGGGAUAUCUGGGGUUCAGCUCUGCCCAUCUUGCUCAACCUUCUCCCUGAUACGUCGCGUUUAUUGGUUCUAGAUGGAGAUGGAAUGCCGACAACGACAGCGCUCGAAUCAACGAGCAUGUCCAUGGUAUUUGAGAGCAAGGCGAGGGAUUUUUUACAACUCUUCGCGAGCGAAGACACGCCCCUGGUCAUCGUGAUCGAUGACCUACAGUGGGUCACGGACUCAGAAAAGGAAACGUGGCGCGUCGUCCUCAAUUCUACCUCCGCUCAGAUCCACCACGUCUUCCUCGUUUGCGUCUCGAUGAUCCAACCGAACUUGUUGCUUGGCAUCUUUACUGAACAUCCGGGAAUCGUUUUAUCGCCUUUCACCGAGUACGAAGUGAGGACUUUCGUUCUGAGCUGCUUCAAGAGUCCAGUAGAGGACAUCGAUGUGCUAUCAAAGCUGCUAUUCGAAGACACGGGAGGACUUCCUCUCCAUCUGGUAUCCCUGAUCACCACGCUUGUUCGAGAACGCGUCCUCUCAUUUCAAUUCGAUUCCCUCAACUGGACGGUCGAUCUCGAAGGCCUUCAAUCCCGUCUCACAUCUCGCGGUCUGGACUCUUAUUUUGAAUGGGUCCAAUCGACUCUAUCGCCAGACGCGCGGGAUUGUGUAGGUGCGCUCUGCCUGUUUCCAGCAUCUGGCAUCAAAAUCUCAGUACUUGCAGAAUACCUCCGUCAAGCGCCUCAAGAGGUGGCGAAUAAACUUGCUGCAGCGACAAUCACGGGCAUCAUCAAGAUUGAGAAGCGCGUCGCCAGUUUCACACAUGAUCGUCAGCGAUCCGCAGCUUAUCGUCUUUUGCCACAGGCCCAUCUCGCCGAUAUCCAUCAGCGAGUCUCCGAAUUUCUUCGGCGUCCUGGUUAUUUCGAAGCUCAUCCUUGCGAGGCGGCAUCUCAUCUCUUAAAAGCACGGCAUUUGGGCUCGAGAAAGGAACCGGAGGAAUCCGCUGCGAUACUGUUGCUAGAGUCCAUUGACCUGGUCGUCAAGUCGGCUUCAUUCACGUUUGCUAAAACGAUCCUUGAUGGCUUGAAACAAGUGUUUGACGAGACUGGCGGGAUGCGCGCAUGGAUCCAAAGAGGAAAAUACGACAUUAUCUCGAGGUAUCUUCAAAACCUAGUCUACACGUGUGGAACCUUGUCUCUCUUUGAGGAGUGUCAAAGUCAGCUCGAUGAGGCGCUGACAAUGCUCGAGUCAAGGAAGGAUCGGUUGGGAAUCAUUUGUAACAAGGCGGAACUGUUGAUUCGGAGCGACAGGAUUCAAGAGACACUCGAUUUGUUUUACAAUACUCUGGAAGAAUUUGAGUUGAACCCGGACGAUCCAAAGAAAUUGCAGAGAUGGAUGCCUGGCUCGUACGAUGAGAUCAUGAAGUGGGCAAGGCAGACCGUCCCGCUGGGGGACGAGAGGGAGUCGAUUUCUGAGUGCGAUGCCAUUUUGGCUCAGAUCGGCGUGCUUUACUGUAUCAUGAUUCCCUCGGUAUUCGGAACAGAAAGAUCGAGCCAGAUUUUCGGAUUCGCGCCUUCCAUCGCUGUCACAUUUGGUCGUCGGACCAGUUGGGCGGCGCAAAUGAUCGCGAGUGGCGCGCACGCCGCAGACGACCUGGAUCUGAAGCGUGGAUAUCUUGACGCAGCAUUGUGUAUCAACAGUUCUUCUGUGCCAGACCGCUGGAGCUGUCAAGCUUUAUCUACCAUCACGACUCAAGAGCACCACUUUUCGCCUCUGUCGCAUCUGGCCGACUCACUAGGUCGGACCUACGACCUGGCUGUUCAGACUGUGAAUUACGACCUUGCGGCAUACAUCCACGCUCUGGAAAUUGCCCUGCGAGCAAUCAGCCCCUUCGGCGAUCCGUCGUCGUUGGACUUGAUGCGAUAUCGCACGUUGCGACCUUUUUUGUCAAGGAGACAGCAGGUGCUGAUGAAACUACACCUUGAAUACUCGUACGCUCUACACGGACCGCCUUCAGACGAUCCCGCGUCAAUGGAAGGGGCUUUCAUCAGAGCUGGCGACUUGGACAUUGUCCCAAGGGUUACUUUUUGCAAGGUCAUCAACGGACUCUACAAACUCCGUCUAGGUGUUUUGCUCGACAUCAAUCUCGAAGACCUGUUGGACAUUGUCGAGCAGUCUGAAGAGUUUGCAAUCCAUAUGAGAUCUCUGCCUAUUCACCCAGAGUGGGCUUUUUUAGCCGCAAUCGUGAGGAUACGGCUCCGCAAGGAGGACGACAGUCUUCUCGAGCGAUAUUUUCAAGCUCUGCGGCAGUGCCGUGGAUGUCCCGACUACCAACUACGCAAGGAGAUGUUGGAGGUCAUGCUCCUGGUGACUGAGAGCGAGAAUCUCGACACUGCGGCGAGAGCUGAGGCACUCGUCAUCAAGCUGGAACGAGAGAACCAAUUUGCGCUGUCUGGAAUGCUCAACUUGUUCGUCGCCAAGCGAGUCAUUGAAAUCAGCAGCAGCCCUCGAUUGGCUCAGGGUUUUCUCAUCGGUGCGACAGCAUCGUUCACUACCGCUGGGUAUCAUCGAGUUGUCCGGAUGCUUCAUGAUCGAUGGAAUUUCUUACCUGCACCGCCUGAACACGUCUCGAUGUGGCGGAAGCAUGAUGGAGAGUCUGAACCAGAUCUCGACAUGUCGAACCAGGCGACGGAGCACACCAACUCGGCCCGACAGGCCUCGGCAACGUUGGAUUGGCUUCUCAUGUCGCGGGUGAAUAGCGUCAUGGAUUCGAGUAGAGAUCCGAAAGCAACUUUUUCUGGGUUGAUUUCGUUACUUUGUCAGUUCCUUCGAGCAGAUUUCUUUGCGUUUGCCAAGAUUGUCGAUCUGGAAUCGAGGCAAAUGGCUUGGCGAGUCACGGGCCGGCACGAUCAGCUUCAUUGGGAAGAAUUGGAUUUCUUACAGCCUCGAGCCGCGGCUUUAGGCCCAGUCUCCAUCGCUCUGCGAGUCGGGCAGACGUCAGAGGUCGUAUCCAAUGCGAAGAGCUUAGAAAAUGGACCGAUGGACUCUUUUUUCCACGGUCAAUCGCCACAGAUGCUGUACGCUUACCCUGUUCAACUCGCUGGAAAGCCAUGGGGCGUGUUCAUUCAUGUGAAUAUGAACUUUGCAAAUCACGCUACAGGCGUUCCUUCCGUCGCUGCGACGGUGUCCCACGUUGCAGGUCUGGCGGCGACUGCCUUUGAAAAGGUUGGUGGAGGAGGAGGAGAAGGUGGUGGUGGUGACACGUAGGGGUGAUGGAGGUGGAUCAGGGUGAAACAAUAAUGACGAGUUAUGAGUAUAAUGGAAAUCUGAUGAUAUAAUGUGGUGA
Molecule: messenger RNA, 4974 nt
Organism: Kockovaella imperatae
Lineage: Eukaryota; Fungi; Basidiomycota; Tremellomycetes; Tremellales; Cuniculitremaceae
Product: AAA ATPase domain-domain-containing protein
Exons: 13
Coding region: 6-4895 (1629 amino acids)
Biological process (GO): protein phosphorylation
Molecular function (GO): protein kinase activity; ATP binding
Source: RefSeq, a predicted model, not a curated record